This is a messenger RNA of Paramormyrops kingsleyae, 5686 nucleotides long. RefSeq names its product DLC1 Rho GTPase activating protein (gene dlc1). NCBI's taxonomy places the organism in Eukaryota, Metazoa, Chordata, Actinopteri, Osteoglossiformes, Mormyridae. Gene Ontology annotation, biological process: regulation of Rho protein signal transduction; signal transduction; actin cytoskeleton organization. The record is from RefSeq and is a predicted model, not a curated record. Gene Ontology annotation, cellular component: membrane raft; focal adhesion. Gene Ontology annotation, molecular function: lipid binding; GTPase activator activity; protein binding.
UAAUCAAAAGCAGGACAGAGAGCGCAGGGCUUCCAGUGCGGGAGAGCCAGCGGCUGCGAGGAGACGGAGGGGAAGGAGCCGCAAACCUAGCGCCGAGGCUCACGGGGAAGCUGGGACGCAAGCCACCACGAUGCCGGCCGGCCCCGGGGCCCGGGUGCGAUCGGGUUGGGAUGGGGCGGGGCAGGGCGAGGAGGCAUGGUGGACCUGCAGCCGGAGACCAGAGACAACUCUUCCCCGAUAUCAGAGUGAUGGCUUCUCCACAUCUACAUGCCACACUACAGAGGUUCUGGGAGCUCUUCAGAAAAGAUGGGCAGCUUGGACUAGACCCGUAUCCUGACAGCAUCUCGACAGGAUACUGCGCAACGUCAGAAACGGCAGGUGGAAGAUAGUGACCAUGCCAGUCGCCAUGGAGACCAGACGCUUGGAGCAGCCUGGAUCCGGAUUGCAGUACAGUUACGAUGACCUGGACAUUUGUGCUUGUCACAGGGCCCCCCCUGCAGCCACAUGCCCCUGGCAGGGGCGUCGGGGGCGGUGUGCCUCUCUACCGGGGCACGGCCUCAGUCCGCACCCUGAGCGAUGCUGGUUCAUGCUUGUGGGGGGGCAGAUCUCAUGUGAGAGGGGAGCCCCUGCUGGUAUGGCUGAAUGGGCCCCCCCUAGAGAAGUGGAUCCUGCUGUUUCCUGCAGGGUCAACCAAGCUGGGACUCUGAAUGGCUUUAUUACAGAGGCGGGGGGCCGACCUCACCGCAGUGCUCAGGAGGAGGAAGGUGUAUCUGAAGGUGACACUGAAACGCCGGGGGACAGGUCAGCGUGCCGGGUGUCACACUCAUUCCAGUGUGACAGGACGGCAGAUCCUGUUUAUGUGCUCCCACCAGCUGGGGGCGCUACAGGCUCAACAGAAACUGCUGACGAUUCUGAUGUUCCCCAGAGCAGUAAGGAUUCGGCAGGGCUGCGCUGGGCUGCUGAUGCCGAAUGCAGUGGAUAUGCCCGGAUGGACGCGAAUGCCGGGGUUGAGCCCGGAAGCACAGAACCCUGUGACAUCACCGGGAUGCUGAGUUCCAAUGGGGAGGAGCUCACAAAGACCUCAGAGUGCUGCCUCCGGAGAACCUCCCACCAGAAGUAUUCUAGCACUUGGGAACUCCUGCAGGACAUGGGCGCCAUCGGGAAGGAUGGAGGCUCCCCCAGUGGGGAACAGUACCGCGAGACCGGGGAUGCAGAUCUCAGGGUGAUCACCAUGGUGAACCCAAGCGAUGCGCUGGAGGACCAGACAGGUCGGAAAUGCUGUAAAGUGACAGAUAGUGACCCACUAACUGUCGAGAUACAUCAGGAAGUGACAGAGGACCCGGGGACACCAAGGGAAUGCGAUGGAGUAGAGACAGGAGCUGAGAUGCUCUGUCUCCAGGGAGCUGAUGGCCCAACGAUGGAAAAGGAGCAAAGUCCCGUGGCAGGAGAGCUCUGGGAGGCCCCCAGUCAAGCACAGAGCCCAAGCGGAGAUGAGAGUAGCUGGUCGGCCAAGCCGCGCUCCUCCAGUGAGACCACACACUCCACAGGAGAUCACAGCAAGCGCUCACUGGGAGAGACCACCUCCAGGCUGGGGGAUCAAGCCAAAGGCGCCCAUGUGGGGGGGGGAGAGGCACUGUGCAAGUACAGAACUGAAAACACAGCCAUGGAGCUGCGGGUGAGAAAGGUGCCCAAAGAGGAGCAGCCUUACAUGGAUUCCAUGGCUCUGCUGAUCCUGAAACUGGACCAGCUGGACCAGGACAUCAGGAAGGUCCUGGAUGACGCCUGCACUGAGCCCGCCGGCCAAGGGAGGGGGCACCCUGUGUCACGAGCCCCAGUGAGGAAGGGCAGAGCAGAGGCCGAGGCCAAGGAGGCGUGUGCCUGGCUGAGGGCAGCAGGCUUCCCACAGUAUGCCCAGGUCUACGAAGAUGGCCAGUUCCCCAUCAACACCUCCUCCGUCACCUGUGAUCACGACUUCCUGGACCGGGACGCCAUCGAAGCCCUGUGCAGGCGCCUCAACACCCUGAACAAGUGCACCGUGUUGAGGCUUGAGAUCCCCUCUCAGAGGAAGCAAAGCGAGGAUUCCGACGAUGAUGAGCCAUGUGCCAUCAGUGGUCGCUGGACAUUCCAGAGAGCCAGCAAGCGCUGGUCUCGGUUGGAGGAGCCGGACGUGUUUGAGCCCAGUGGGGAAAGGUCCCGGGGCAGCGCCGAGAGCCUGCUGACAGACCCAGGCUGGCCCCCCCGCGGUGGGCCACACUCCCCCAUCCCCGCUAGCAGCGGCACCACCCGUGCUGGCUCGCUGGCCAGCGUCUGUUCCUCAGGGACCUCUGCGGCCACAGAGGACUCUCCUUCAGAGGGCCCCCCCUCGCCCUCACCCUCGCCCCCCUCCCCAGGCGACUUCCUCUUUGACGCCCCAUCCAGGAGCAUGACCAAAAGCGCACGCUCCAAAGCGCGUAGCCUGCUGCGGCGCAUGGAAAACCUGGGGCUGCGGGGACCGGCAUCCCGGCGCCGCAAGAAGCCGUCCACAGGGGCCGGCGGGCUGGAGAUUAGCGCGCCGGUGCUGCGGCAAGGCCCGGACGAGGACUGGCUGAGACGGCUGCACUGCGUGGACGUGUCCGUGCUGCGGGAACGCGCCGCCUCGGGCUCGGAGCCUAGUGGGGGCAGCAGUGCCGUCAGCACGCCCAGCCCUGUUAGCCGCAGCCGCAGCCACAGCGCCGCCAAGCGCGCUGGCGUGUACCUGGAGGGGUUCGACUUGUUCAGCUUCCUGGAGCCUCAGGCUGGGGGUGUAGCUGAGCACAACCAACGCAAUUGCAUAGAAAUGGCAUGCGAGGACGAGGAGGAUGAGGAAGACGCUAUGUUCUUCUUCGUCCCCGAUGGGCACAAACCUGGCACCUUCCCAAAGAUGCUCUGCAAUGGGCGCAGAUCCAGUGGCAGUAAUGUUUCGCGGGGCCCCGCCCACAGUCAUGGCUCCCUGGACAGCCGGCUUAGUUUCUAUGACAACGUGCCACUGGCGGAGGAGGAGUCUCUGGCUUACAAGCUGAGCAACGUCCUACGCGGUUUUGGCGAGGCGUGGGUAGGGCGGGGGGGGCGUGCCAGCGAGGAGGGCGACUCGGAUUCCGCCCUGGACUCGGCGUCGCCCUGCCCCUCAUCUCCACUGCAGAGCCACCUGGAGGAGGCGGAGAAUGGCUCUGAUCUGGACAAUGCAUUAAAUGAUCCCGACGCUGGGCUGGGCCAACAGGAGCGCCGGGACUCCGGGGUCGGCCCCUCCCUGCUCAGGACCAACAGGCCCCCCAAGCUGCGCUGGCCCAGCUUCCAGGACUCGCACCGGGCCAGCCUGCCCUCGGCCCCCCGGCAGCUCAGUACCCAGUCUGUGCUGCAGAUGAACCUGCUGCAGAAGUUCUCCCUGCUGAAGCUCACGGCCCUGCUGGAGAAGCACACGCCAGCCAACAAACAUGCCUUCAGCUGGGCUGUGCCCAAGUUCAUGAAGAGGAGCCGCACUCGGGAGCAGCGUGGCCACGGCGUGUUCGGUGUGCCACUGCAGACCAACGUGUGCCGCACGGGACAGCCCCUCCCCUUGGGUAUCCAGCAGGCCAUGCGCUUCCUGCGCAGCCAAUGCCUGGACCAGGUGGGCCUGUUCAGGAAGUCUGGCGUGAAGUCGCGGAUCCAGGCGCUGAGGGAGAUGAACGAGGUGAGCCCCGACGGGGUGAACUACGAGGGCCAGUCUGCCUACGACGUGGCCGACAUGCUGAAGCAGUACUUCCGGGACCUUCCGGAGCCCCUGCUCACUAGCAAGCUGUCUGAGACCUUCCUGCAGAUUUACCAGUGCGUCCCCAGAGAGCAGCAGCUGCAGGCCGCCAGAGCCGCCACUCUACUUUUGCCCGACGAGAACCGGCAGGCGCUGGAGGCGCUGCUCUGCUUCCUCAGCGAUGUGGCCGCCGCCGCCCCCCAGAACCAGAUGACGUGCACCAACCUGGCCGUGUGCCUGGCGCCAUCGCUCUUCCACCUCAGCGCCUCGCGGCGGGACAGCUCCUCCCCUAGGGUGAUGCACCGCAAACAGAACCUGGGCAAGCCGGACCAGAGGGACCUGAAGGAGAACCAGGCAGCCACGCGGGGCCUGGCCCACAUGAUCUCCGAGUGCCGGAGGCUCUUCCAGAUCCCAGAGGAGAAAGGCUUCUGGUGGGACUCAUACAAAGAGCAGGGUCUGCCCCCUGCUGGUCUGGAUGACCUGGAAGAAAGCGCAGAGGGGCUGUACCUACGCGACGCCCUGGACAACCUCCUCAGAGAAGCCAAGGACAAGUUCCGUGGCUAUGAUAGCUGUUUCACCCCCGAACAGCAGGUGGCACUGGCUUACAAGAAGGUUCAGGACGACUUCCCCCUGCGUCUCUGGAAGGCGAGUACAGAGGUGCUGGCGACGCCCGAGGAGGUGCUGACCCGCCUCCUGCGGGAGCGCCAUCUCUGGGACGAGGACCUGCUGGAGAGUCGGGUGCUGGAGGUGUUGGACUCGCGGACCGAGCUCUACCAGUAUGUGCAGGAUAGCAUGGCGCCGCGGCCCCCCCGUGACCACGUGGUGCUCAGGACGUGGGUGACGGACCUCCCCAGGGGUGCCUGCGCUCUGGCGUGCGCCUCCGUAGACCACCCAGGGGUGGCACUGCGGGGAGUGCGGGCCAAUGUGCUGGUGUCUCGCUACUUCAUGGAGCCCUGUGGGUCUGGCCAAACCCGGCUCACCUACCUGAGCAGGAUGGACUGCAGAGGGCACUUCCCUGAGUGGUACAACAAGGUGUUUGGACACCGCUGUGCCUCGAAAGUGGCGCAUAUCCGGGAUUCCUUCACCGGGGCCCUGAACAAAUAGACACAGAAGGGGCCCUGGCUGACCUGGACCUCAGCCUGCUUUCUGGUGGGUGGAGGGGGAGGGGCAUAGUGGUUCUGCAGGCUCCUCCCCCACUGGGGAGGGGGGACUACAGGCUCCUCCCCUGCAGGGGCUUAUGCUGCUUCUGAGAAACGAGUGCAAGAGUGGAAGCUAGGAUGUCUGUAUUCCCAUGGUGCUGAGGGAGGAGGGGGAGAGGAUGAGAGUCUGAGGAGGUGGAGAAGCAGGAGGACAGGCUGCGGGAGGAGGAGGACAGUUAGGAUUGUCCGAGAGAGGGGAGAACAGUUAAGUGGAGGCUUGUGGAGACAGACCUGCAGGGACCGCAAUACGUGGGUGAGACUUUUAAAGCAGGUCCCAGAGCUGUGACGGCCUGGGCCGCUGGACGAGAGCCGUGCGUGUUACUGCCGACUAAAGGGUGCUUAGGGGGCCUCUGCGGAGGCUAAUGUAAAAAGAAGAUAAAAGUAUUUAAAGGUGAGGAAGGGCUCCUUUUAUAAAGGAGGGAUUUCUACAGGUUUUACUGUAAACGUGGAUGUGUGCGGUGUUCCGGAUUGUUCUGCGGCCUGAGUCACUUAACAUGAAGUAGACCUCCCCCUGGGUGAGAUGCUGCUCGCUUGAACACAACUAAUCUGUGUGGUCUAACGUUUGUACUGAACCAGAAUCACCACGCAUGACAUUAAUUAAUUUAAAAUAUAUUUACAUAUAUUUAUACCUCAUUUUUGUACUUUUUCCAUUGCAAAUGUUAUUCUAGAGAUGAAAUUUAUCUUUUUUCCAUGACCAAUUUUCAAUAUGAAAUGCACUAUUAAAUCGAAUAAACCUUAGCGUGUA